Molecule: messenger RNA, 3391 nt
Organism: Notolabrus celidotus (New Zealand spotty)
Lineage: Eukaryota; Metazoa; Chordata; Actinopteri; Labriformes; Labridae
Product: serine/threonine-protein kinase tousled-like 2
Exons: 20
Coding region: 517-2556 (679 amino acids)
Biological process (GO): peptidyl-serine phosphorylation; chromosome segregation; intracellular signal transduction
Cellular component (GO): nucleus
Molecular function (GO): ATP binding; protein serine/threonine kinase activity
Source: RefSeq, a predicted model, not a curated record
UGCCUGUUAUCAGGGAGGUUCUGACCUGAGGAGCGCUCAUUUUAUUUGUCUAACAGGCGCAUGGGAAGCAUCACAUCAAGCCCUCCCUAGAGACCUGUGCGGCCUUUCUGCAGGGGGCAAUGAUCUGCUAUUAACAGCUAAAGAAUGGACACUAACGAGGUGGCUGAACUUCUCCUCCCGGUGUGAACCUUUACAUCGCUCCAUAAUGACAACACAAAGAGCAAGUGAUGCAGAAAUGUAACAACACUUGUUAAAGAGGCUUCAGAGCACUGACAGCUCCAGGUUAGCCCGUGCGUGGGGGCUCCAAUACGGACGAGGAAACCCCGAGGAUCAGGGCCUCCUGUCCGGAUGACACCAGCAGGAGCCAGCAGCCACAAUGCCCUCCUGAGCUAGCACUCGCUAAGCUAACUAAUGUCUUCCCCGAAUUCGACUUCAUUGUAAAUGGAUAACUUUUUAUCAACAACUACAUCUGAAGUGGUUUGGACUGGGAGUUGUUGAAGAGGUCGCUGUCACCGUAUGGACGGACGACACCCUUUACAGGAGCACAUGAUGGAAGGACUUCACAGCCAGGCUAUAAGCCUGGACCCACGCAGACAGGAGCUGCUUGAAGCUCGCUUCACUGGAGUUGGUGUUACCAAGAGUUCAGCCAACAGUGAAUCAUCCAACCAGUCUCUGUGCAGCGCUGGAUCACUCAGUGACAAAGAACUGGAGACACCAGAGAAAAAGGGCAAUGAGCAGAGAAGCAGGAAAAGAAAAGGAGACAUUUAUGACAGCAACAGCCAGGGAAAACUGAGAGGGCACAAAAUAAGUGAUUAUUUUGAGUUUCAGCAGAGUAGUCCUUCGUCCACAGGCUCAGCCCACACAGACUCUUCCUCCUGCUGUUCUGUCAAGGCAGCCCCCACACACUCCUGCUCCCAUAAGGCCACCCAGUCAGAAUUGACAUUGCUGAAGCUGAAAGCUCUGGAGAAGGACAAGAACUCUGACUUGGAGAAGAAGGAGGGGAGGAUAGACGACCUGCUGAGAGCAAACUGCGACUUGAGGCGACAGGUGGACGAGCAGCAGAAGAUGCUGGAGCGCUACAAAGAACGGCUCAAUAAGUGUGUGACAAUGAGCAAGAAGCUACUGACUGAGAAGUCAAAGCAGGAGAAGAGAGCCUGCAGGGACAAGAGCAUGCAGGACCGUCUGCGUCUUGGCCACUUCACCACUGUUCGGCAUGGAGCCUCCUUCAACGAGCAGUGGACAGAUGGAUUUGCCUUCCAGAACCUCAUCAAGCAGCAGGAGAGAAUCAACUCACAGCGGGAGGACAUGGAGAGGCAGAGGAAGCUGCUCGGGAAGAGGAAACCUCCAUCCAUGGCCUCCACGCCUCCGCCCAGCCUGGAACAGAACAAGAGAAAGAGCCGGAGUAAUGGCCAGGAGAAUGAAGCGUUGUCACUGGCAGAAUAUCAUGAGCAAGAGGAGAUUUUCAAACUUCGAAUUGGUCAUCUAAAAAAGGAAGAAGCAGAGAUCCAAUCAGAGCUGGAGCAUUUGGAGCGAGUCAGAAACAUGCACAUCCGGGAGCUGAAAAGAAUCCAUAAUGAAGACACCUCACAAUUCAAAGACCAUCCCACACUGAAUGAGAGAUACCUGCUGUUAUAUUUACUAGGACGAGGCGGCUUUAGUGAAGUUUUCAAGGCUUUUGAUGUGACCGAGCAGAGAUAUGUGGCCAUCAAAAUCCAUCAACUGAACAAAAACUGGAGGGAGGAGAAAAAACAAAACUACCACAAACAUGCCUGUAGAGAAUAUAGAAUCCACAAAGAACUUGACCAUCCGAGAAUAGUCAAACUGUACGACUAUUUCUCACUCGAGACAGACUCGUUCUGCACAGUGCUGGAGUACUGUGAAGGCAACGAUCUGGACUUCUACUUAAAGCAGAACAAGCUGAUGACCGAGAAGGAGGGUCGCUCUAUAGUCAUGCAGAUUGUCAACGCCCUCAAGUACCUCAACCAUAUCCGUCCCCCCAUCAUCCACUACGACCUCAAACCAGGAAACAUCCUGUUGGUUAACGGCACAGCCUGUGGAGAGAUUAAGAUCACUGACUUUGGCCUGUCUAAGAUCAUGGAUGAUGACAGCUACAGCUCUGCAGAUGGCAUAGAGCUGACGUCACAAGGAGCAGGGACCUACUGGUAUCUUCCCCCUGAGUGCUUUGUGGUGGGUAAGGAGCCGCCUAAAAUAUCCAACAAGGUGGAUGUUUGGUCCGUAGGAGUCAUCUUCUACCAGUGUUUGUAUGGACGCAAGCCGUUUGGUCACAAUCAGUCGCAGCAGGAUAUCCUUCAAGAAAACACCAUAUUAAAAGCUACUGAUGUGCAGUUUCCCCCUAAACCUGUGGUCACCACAGAAGCAAAGGCCUUCAUUCGACGCUGCCUGGCUUACCACAAGGAGGACCGUGUUGACGUGCUGCAGUUAGCCAGUGACCCCUUCCUUAUGCCACAUAUUCGUAAAGCACUGGGCAGCAGCACUCAGCUGGCACCUCCUCUCCCCUCCACCUCCAGCGUCUACAGCAGCAGUGCCUCUGACUGAAGCAAUCUUAAAAAAAAACAAAAAAACACUAAAAUACAAAUACCCAGUGAGGACAAAGCCACACGGAGACAUUACACACUUGAUGGAACUCCUCCUUUGCUCCCUCAAUGAAAGAGCAGAGAGCACUAAAGGAUGUAGGAUCCUGUAAGUGUGAAUGGAACCAAAAAUGAUGGGUGCAGUGGUGAUGUAGUGAACAAGACCCGCCUCCAUCAUCCAAGUGGUGAGAAUGAAAGGCCAGUCUGUGGCUGUGGGCUCAGUAGAACCCAAAGAUGUGCCCAUAUGCAUGCACUAACAUAAAAAGUAAAAGCACCUGAAAAAUUGCACAAAUGUCGGGCUUAUAAGUCACCAAGUGGAAGAUAUCUGCCUGUACUCUGAAAGAGGCGGAGAAGAAGAAGACGUGUUAAUGAAAUGUCAUCGCAUCCUGCUUGAGAUCAAUCAUCCUUCCAACUAUUUUUCAUAACUGAAGUGGUCACUUUGAAAUGUUUCUCCCCAUACGUUAGGUAGGGCUGGUUAAAGUAAUAAGGAAAGAUGUGAUGACCAAAGUUCAAGGCCGGCCUUGUCUACAUGAAACUAUUUAAUGGUUCAUAAAUGACUUGAAACAGAAGAGAGAGCUGAUUCUGACGAGAGUUCCAGCUUUUGACCUAUUUUAAAGAUUUUACUGGAAAACUGGAGGUCAGCUUAUUAUUUUAAUUGUUGAGUCCAUAUUUUUCCAUGAAAUUUAAUCCCUAUAAUGUUUUUAACAUUAAAAGAGGGGGAUGGCUAUGAGUGAGUGUUGUGACGAGAUUGAAACUGAAAUAAUAAUGAAAUCAUUAAAAAAAAAAAUUUGGUUAACGAU